UUGGGUGGGUGGAAUGCGAGCUGUACUAAAGCCUCUGAUUCAAGAACAACGAUUGGAACUCUUCGCCAAGGCCCUUUCUUUUACGAAGCUUGCCCCGUUGUGGCUCGGUAUCACGCUUUGUGGUCAGACUGUAACUCUCAAUCGCUUUUCUCAGUCGCUCGAUGAUCUCUACUGGAAGCCGUGGCCAAACGCAGACAUGGGUAGAUGGACCAGCACGGCGCAGUCUUUCCUAGAUUUAAGAGCCAACGAUCCCUAUGUGAAGAACGGCAUGGUAUCCCGGGCCGAUGUGUGGCGACUUCGAUUCGACUGCGACCAAGAAUACGCAGAUGACGAUGACGAUUACUCACUGCCACCUCCAAACGGUUGGCAACCUUUCGGCAACAUGAGGGUUGAAGAUGUCGACUUACAGCUGAGAGGACACCUCAACUGCUCCCAUCGAUGGAAAUUGAGCAAUUGGUCCUGGUCUCAUGGCAUUUCUUUAUCCCACUUCUUCAAGGAAGAUCAAAUCCCUCAACCUUCAGUGUCAGAGCCAGCCAUCUUUGAGCAGGCGCAUUUCGCUGAUAAUGACGCGGCUAUUCAGACCAAUGUUUCAAAGCAAGCUACGGAAGAAAUGUUUCGCUGGUGUCGUAACCAGGUGGAAGAGGGCUUCAGUUGCUUUGUUGCUCCAGGCAACUCAGGACUGACCACAGUAGGCGAUGAAAGCCCGCGGCGACCCACACUGACGAGAGAUAAAGUAACUUCUUGGGCGGAGAAUGUACCAGUGGACUGUGAAAACGCAAGUACUGCCAGUGUAUCUACUGACGGGUCGUCCUUUAUCUACUAAGCAAGGAGCCCGCCCUGUAGUCUGAGUGCGUUAAUGAAAGGCAAGGAAUUUGGGAACAGCUCA
This is a messenger RNA of Verticillium alfalfae VaMs.102, 886 nucleotides long. RefSeq lists its product as hypothetical. Lineage: Eukaryota; Fungi; Ascomycota; Sordariomycetes; Glomerellales; Plectosphaerellaceae. The transcript has a single exon. The record is from RefSeq and is a predicted model, not a curated record. The coding region runs from base 14 to 823 and encodes 269 amino acids.